AUGGGCGCGUCAUUUUAUACUCUCGAGCGUGAAAAAUACUUCCGCAAUCCUCCAACGGAUAAGGCCUUCUACCCGCUUCUUAACUCGGCCGUAGAUCCCCAUGUUGAAUCAUUCAAUGCCCUCACUGAAGGACCUGGAGGUGGUCUUCUCAACCUUGGUGUCAAGGAAAUCGGUACAAAAGUUGUCUUUGACAAUACCUCUAAAGAGGUUCUUGGAAACAAACUUUCUUACCGCAUCGACAAUGUUCAAAUCACAAAACCGGCCCCUCGCGAUAUGGACAAAAGUACUAUCAACAGAAAAACAAUGCCUUCAGAGUGCCGCGAACGUCUUACUUCUUAUCGUGGUCGUCUAAUCCUUCGUCUUGGAUACCGAGUUAAUGAUGGCCAAGAACAGUUUGAGACUAUCGACGCUGGUAUGCUUCCAGUCAUGGUCAAGUCUAAUCGCUGCAAUCUCCAGGGUCUGUCUCCUGCCCAACUUGUCGCAGCUAAGGAAGAAUCAGAGGAACUUGGUGGUUAUUUCGUCAUUAACGGUAUCGAGAAACUCGUUCGUCUUCUUAUUGUUCAACGCAGAAACCACCCCCUUGCAAUCAUCAGACCCUCCUUUGCAAAUAGAGGUCGCUCAUACUCAAAGUACGGUAUUCAAACCCGUUGCGUCCGUCCAGACCAAACUUCCCAGUCAAUUGUCCUGCAUUACCUCAUUGACGGAAAUGUUACCCUCCGUUUCUCCUGGCGCAAAAACGAGUACCUCGUCCCCGUCGUCAUGAUCCUCAAGGCUCUUGUCGAAACAAAUGACAGAGCAAUCUUCGACGGUAUUGUUGGAAAUGAAACCUCAAACUCUUUCUUGACUGAUCGUCUCGAACUUCUUCUCAGAUCUUUCAAGUCUUACAACCUUUAUUCUCAACAGGAAACUCUCGCUUAUCUUGGUGACAAGUUCCGCGUCGUUUUUGGCUCCCCUCCUGACAUGUCUGAUGUUGAUGUCGGUCGUGAGGUCCUCCGAAAAAUUGUCCUUGUCCACCUCGGCGAUGACAAUGCUGCUAAAUUCCGUAUGCUGCUCUUUAUGAUCCGCAAACUCUACGCUCUUGUCUCUGGCGAGUGCUGCGCUGACAACCCAGAUGCUGCCCAGCAUCAAGAAAUCCUUGUCGGUGGUUUCCUCUACGGUAUGAUCAUUAAGGAAAAAAUUGAAGAGUACCUCCAAAACAUUCGCUUGCAGGUCAUGUCUGAUCUGAACGGCAGAACAGGUGUUAAGUUCAACGAUCCCAAAUAUAUUCGUCGGGUCCUCAUGCGUGUGAAUGACAAUAUCGGCCAGAAACUCCACUAUUUCCUAUCCACAGGUAACCUUGUGUCCUCCUCAGGUCUUGACUUGCAGCAAGUCUCUGGUUACACCGUUGUUGCGGAAAAACUCAACUACCACCGUUUCAUUUCCCAUUUCCGCAUGGUCCAUCGUGGUGCCUUCUUUGCUCAGCUCAAAACCACAACCGUCCGAAAACUGCUCCCAGAGUCAUGGGGGUUUUUGUGUCCUGUCCACACCCCGGAUGGUUCCCCAUGUGGUUUACUUAACCAUUUGGCCCACAAGUGCAAGAUUGUGACCCAACCAAGUGACGUUUCCGCCGUGCCUCAAAUUCUUGCUGAUUUGGGCAUCUCUCCACCAAACUCACUUACCUCGGGCCCCCACUCGUGUGUCGUGCAGCUCGACGGUAAAGUCAUGGGCUGGACCACUCAUGAGCGUGGUGCUCAAAUUGCAAACGUCCUUAGAUACUGGAAAAUUGCGUCCUCCGAGUCUAAAAAACUCCCAGUCGAUCUUGAGGUCGGCUACGUUCCUCCCUCGCGAGGCGGUCAAUACCCAGGCCUGUUUUUGUUUUCACAGCAGGCUCGCAUGAAGAGACCAGUCAAGUAUUUGCCAACAGGCCAAGAAGAUUGGGUUGGUCCUUUUGAGCAAGUUUACAUGGACAUUGCCAUCACCCCAAGCGAAAUUGAGCGCGAUGUUCACUCUCACGUCGAGUUCUCCCCUACAAACAUUCUCUCUAUUCUGGCAAAUAUGACUCCCUUCUCGGACUUUAACCAGUCCCCAAGAAACAUGUACCAGUGCCAGAUGGGUAAGCAGACCAUGGGUACUCCUGGUACUGCUCUGAUCCAUAGAUCUGACAAUAAGCUUUACCAGCUGCAAACAGGCCAGUCACCUAUUGUGCGUGCCAAUCUUUUUGACGAUUACGGUCUUGACAACUACCCCAACGGUACAAACGCUGUUGUCGCUGUCAUUUCUUACACUGGCUACGAUAUGGAUGACGCCAUGAUUAUUAACAAGUCUGUUCACGAGCGCGGCUUUGGUCAUGGUAGUAUUUUCAAGGUCGACCACAUUAACCUCGACGAAAAGCGUCGUCGCGGUGACCCCGUUACCAUGCACUUUGGGUUUGGUCAGGAUAACUGGCCCCAAGAAUGGCGCAACAUCCUUGACGAGGAUGGUCUCCCAAUGAUUGGCUCUAUGGUCACUGAAGGCGAUCCCCUUUGUGCUUAUUUCGAUGAGACCCUUGGUAAGACCAAGGCCAUGUGCUACAAGUCAUCUGAGGUGGCAUUCAUUGAGGAAGUCAAGCUCAUUGGUGAUGAAGGUGACACCGAGUUCCAGCGUUUCACUGUCAAGCUGCGUAUUCCUCGUUCGCCAGCCAUUGGUGACAAGUUUUCAUCACGUCACGGUCAAAAGGGUGUUUGCUCGCAAAAAUGGCCUGCCAUCGACAUGCCUUUCAGCGAAUCUGGAAUGCAGCCCGAUGUCAUCAUUAACCCACACGCUUUCCCCUCGCGUAUGACCAUUGGUAUGUUUGUCGAGAGUUUGGCAGGCAAGGCUGGUGCGUUACACGGUAAAGCCCAAGACAGUACACCUUGGAUGUUCAGUGAAGAAAACACUGCUGCUGAUUACUUUGGCGAGCAACUUAUCAAGGCUGGCUACAACUAUCACGGAAAUGAGCCAAUGUACUCUGGUGUUACUGGCGAGGAGCUUCGUGUUGAUAUUUAUAUUGGUCUCGUUUUUUACCAGCGUCUUAGACAUAUGGUCAACGACAAGUUUCAGGUGCGUUCCACAGGUCCUGUUAACUCUCUCACUAUGCAGCCUGUUAAAGGUCGUAAGCGCCAUGGUGGUAUCCGUGUUGGUGAAAUGGAGCGUGAUGCUCUUAUUGGCCAUGGUACCGCUUACCUGCUGCAAGAUCGUCUACUCAACUGCAGUGACUAUACCCAAACUUUUAUGUGUACUGAGUGCGGCUCGCUGCUGACACCGCAGCGUUCUGUUCCACGGGUUGGUGGCAGUCCUGUUGUGCGAUGCCGCCGGUGUGCGCGCUCGCACGGGUUUGAAGAUAGCAGUUCCAGUGACACAAACGCUGUGGGCGAUGUCUGGGAGGACGGCUCUGGAAAACGCUUUAAGGGCGGCGAAAAGAUUGCAACGGUGGCUGUGCCUUACGUUCUUAAAUACCUGGACUCGGAGCUGGCUGCUAUGGGUAUCAAGAUGCGGUUUUCGGUGACUCCCAAGCCUGGCCAUUAG
Messenger RNA from Magnusiomyces paraingens, 3522 nucleotides. RefSeq lists its product as uncharacterized. Lineage: Eukaryota; Fungi; Ascomycota; Dipodascomycetes; Dipodascales; Dipodascaceae. The record is from RefSeq and is a predicted model, not a curated record. Bases 1 to 3522 code for a protein of 1173 amino acids. Gene Ontology annotation, cellular component: RNA polymerase I complex; nucleus. The transcript has 2 exons. Gene Ontology annotation, molecular function: ribonucleoside binding; DNA-directed RNA polymerase activity; DNA binding. Gene Ontology annotation, biological process: DNA-templated transcription.